Molecule: messenger RNA, 3805 nt
Organism: Durio zibethinus
Lineage: Eukaryota; Viridiplantae; Streptophyta; Magnoliopsida; Malvales; Malvaceae
Product: phospholipase D gamma 1-like
Biological process (GO): phospholipid catabolic process; phosphatidylcholine metabolic process
Cellular component (GO): plasma membrane
Molecular function (GO): calcium ion binding; D-type glycerophospholipase activity
Source: RefSeq, a predicted model, not a curated record
UUCCUUGAUUAAACUAGGGUAUUCCUUUAUUUUUCUAGGUACGUUUUCCUAAAAUGAAAACCAGUUUACGGCAAGGCUAAUGGCUUGACUUUGGGAAUCAACUAAAUUACACGUAUCAUAUUUUUUUUUUCUGUUAAUAAUUGACAUCGUAUUGAAGAAACAUGGGGGAGUUGAAAUGUCGUACUUUACCGUGUCUUGGCUGGCUGCUGAUGUUCAAAAUAGACGACGACAGGUUUUUCCUUGACGAAGUAAACCAUCCCUACAAUGUGAAUGGUAGUGUUUACCAAAACCUAGACAUGAGAAGGAACUUUCUACGCAAAAUCCUAACUAAAAUUUAUCUCUCUUCAAGCCUCUUUGGCUUUGCCCUGUACACAACUUUACAAGCAUCGGAAUUCCCAUCUCGAUGGUCUUACACUAACACAGUUUUUGCCUGUUGAUUAUUCCAUUCCAAGAAAUAUGCAAAUCGCUCCCCUUUUGACUAUUUUUAUAUUGGAUACUCGUAAAUUUUCUUCUUCAUUCACCUAUGCAGUUCAAUUUCUUGAUUGUUUAUUAUAUAUUCUUACUUAUCAACCUCCAUUACCUGAUUUUUCAAAGCUUAUCUUCUUCUUUGCUUUCCAACUUUCCUUCACUCAAUUCGUUUUUCUCUUUCAUAUAUUUACCCUCAAACCUCCUUGAAGACCCCCCCCCCCCUUUUUUUUUCCUCUUAUCUUCUCUCCGGUCCUUUGUCUUUCAUUUUUAACAGCUAUCCAUAUUUAUUCCAGUGCCAGUUUUGGAUAUUGAUCAGAUUCUGAAUUAGGAUUAUAUUCUUCAUUGGUCCUUUGACAAUUUUCAAGGUCCAAUUUUUCCCUUGAUAUUCAUUCAGUUUUAGUGCCUCAACCAAAAUAAACCGGUCUUGUUUAAUUUUCGAUGGCUAAUAGACUUUUCCAUGAAACGCUUUCCUUUGGAGGCUCAAGCCAUGGUCAGGGCCAAGAAGUUCUGCCAUUUAAGACAAGUAAAGGGUCCUUGAAGGUUUUGCUGUUACAUGGCAAUUUAGAUAUUUGGAUCAAGGAAGCUAAAAACCUUCCUAACAUGGAUAUGUUCCACAAGAAGUUAGGUGACGUACUUGGGAAGUUCAAUUUGAAAGUUGGUAGCAAAAUUGAAGGCCAUAUGCCUCAUAAGAUAACCAGUGAUCCUUAUGUUACAGUCUCUGUGGCUCGUGCUGUAAUUGGGAGGACUUUUGUUAUUAGUAAUACCGAGAACCCGGUUUGGAUGCAGCAUUUCAACGUUCCUGUUGCACAUUAUGCCGCAGAAGUUCACUUCGUUGUCAAAGACAGUGAUAUUGUGGGCUCACAGAUCAUGGGAGCUGUAGGUAUUCCGGUUGAGCACUUAUGCUCAGGCACAAAAGUUGAGGGAACCUUCCCAAUCCUUGAUGCAAAUGGGAAGCCUUGUAAGCCUGGAGCUGUAUUGACUUUAUCAAUUCAUUACACACCAAUUGAGAAAGUGGCGCUUUACCAUAGGGGAUUAGGUUCAGGUCCUCACUAUCAUGGGGUCCCAGGUACAUACUUUCCUCUUAGGAAAGGUGGCAAAGUUACUUUGUAUCAAGAUGCUCAUGUCCAUGAUGGUUUCCUUCCCAAUUUGAAGGUUGAUGGUAAUGUUCGAUAUAAGCAUGGGAACUGCUGGCAGGACAUCUGUAAUGCUAUAAGUCAGGCCCGUCGUUUGAUAUAUAUUGCAGGCUGGUCUGUCUAUCACAAUGUCAGACUUGUUCGUGAAACUGAUAAGGCAACAAAUGCCACAUUAGGGGAUCUUCUCAAAACUAAAUCCCAGGAAGGUGUGCGGGUGCUGCUUCUUGUAUGGGAUGAUCCUACUUCUAGGAGCAUUUUGGGAUAUACAACGGAAGGAAUCAUGCACACAAAUGAUGAAGAGACUCGCCGUUUUUUCAAGCACUCUUCAGUGCAAGUGUUACUUUGCCCUCGAUCUGCUGCAAAAGGAAGCUGGGUAAAAAAGCAGGAAGCUGGAACAAUCUAUACCCAUCAUCAGAAAACUGUGAUUGUUGAUGCUGAUGCCGGUAACAACAAAAGAAAGAUCACAGCAUUUGUUGGAGGUCUUGAUUUGUGUAAGGGUCGGUAUGAUGCUCCAAACCAUCCACUUUUCAGAACACUACAAACGGUGCACAGAGAUGACUACCGCAACCCUGGCUUCACGGAACCUGAUGCUGGUUGUCCAAGAGAACCAUGGCAUGAUUUGCAUUGUCGUAUCGAUGGUCCAGCUGCUUAUGACAUACUCACCAAUUUUGAGGAACGUUGGUUAAAGGCGUCAAAACCCCAUGGGCUUCAAAAAUUAAGGACUUCACAUGAUGAUGCUUUACUGAAGAUUGAAAGGAUUCCUGAAAUUGUAGGGAUGACAGAAAUUCCUUAUUUGAGUAAAGAUAAUGCAGAAACUUGGCAUGUUCAGGUUUUCCGUUCAAUCGAUUCCAACUCUGUGAAAGGUUUUCCAGAUGACCCAAAAGAUGCUACAAGAAUGAACUUGGUGUGUGGGAAGAAUGUUAUUAUAGACAUGAGCAUACACACUGCUUAUGUGAAUGCAAUCCGUGCUGCUCAACGCUUCAUCUACAUUGAGAAUCAGUACUUUCUUGGAUCAUCAUAUAAUUGGGAUUCUCACAAAGAUUUAGGUGCAAACAAUUUAAUACCAAUUGAAAUUGCUCUGAAAAUUGCUAACAAAAUCAGAUCAAAUGAGAGGUUUUCCGCUUAUAUUCUCAUCCCAAUGUGGCCAGAAGGAAUCACAACAAGCGUUCCUAUCCAAAGGAUUCUCUUUUGGCAGCAUAAAACAAUGCAAAUGAUGUAUGAUAUAAUUUACAAGGCAUUGGUGGAAGUUGGACUUGAGAAUAAAUAUGAGCCUCAAGAUUUUUUAAAUUUCUUCUGCCUUGGCAAUCGAGAGGCUGUACAUGGAGGAGGCUCUUUGGAUGCUAGAGGUUCCACUGUGUCAAAUACUCCUCAGGCACUUGCUCAAAAGAACCGACGCUUUAUGAUUUACAUCCAUUCUAAAGGUAUGAUAGUGGAUGAUGAGUAUGUCAUAAUAGGAUCUGCUAAUAUUAACCAGCGCUCAAUGGAAGGCACUAGAGACACUGAAAUAGCAAUGGGUGCUUAUCAGCCUCACCAUACCAGCUCAAGCAAAUCAUACAAUCCACAUGGGCAGGUUUACGGAUAUCGGAUGUCACUAUGGGCAGAGCAUAUUGGAGGUCUUGAGGAAAGUUUUAAGAAACCUGAGAGUCUAGAAUGUGUAAGACGAGUGAGGUCUUUGAGUGAGCAUAACUGGAAACAAUACAUAGCUGAUGAGGUGACAGAUAUGAAGGGUCACCUUCUGAAAUACCCGGUCGAAGUUGAUCGGAUGGGCAAGGUUAAGGCUCUUCCUGGCUGUGAAACAUUCCCGGAUGUGGGUGGAAAAAUUUUGGGUUCAUUUACAGCCAUUCAAGAAAAUCUCACAAUCUAAAACUACAAAAUAGCUACCAUUCUGUGUCCGCAGAAAUGAUUUUGUUGUGCAUAGUUACCAUGAACCUUUUUUCCUAUUUUGGGGAGAAUAGAAUUUGAUUGUUUCUGUCGGUUAAGGCGUUAGAUAUGGUUCAUUAUAAAUCAUUUGCUGUAAUUUGUUUGUAGCCAAAAUGUUUUUAGGUGAAAAUUUGUUCUUUGUAAGACAAUCAUUUGUGAAUAUGUUCUCAAAGCAGCGGCUAUUAAAGGGGAUUGAGCUUGAUGUUGUAGUAGUCAAAUCACAUGCAUUGGCCUUGAGUUUGAGGCAUACUCUAUUGUAGAUAAAAUAAUUUCAAACAUAAUAC